Messenger RNA from Prorocentrum cordatum, 6036 nucleotides. NCBI's taxonomy places the organism in Eukaryota, Dinophyceae, Prorocentrales, Prorocentraceae. The record is from the annotation of a GenBank genome assembly.
AUGGCAGGGCCGUGGCUGGGGGUGGACUAUGACGUCGACUACUUGGCCAGCGCCUCGUGGUCGGCGGGGGACGUCGUUGAGGCCGAUGGCUUCGACUUCAACGGCGCGGUGCAGGGCAAGAUCAUCUCCGUGGUCAUUGGCUCCGAGCCACGACCGCGCGAGUACGAAGCGUCCUUGGCUGGUGUCCAGGACGACUUCUACUCCUGGUGGGCCUUCGAGUCGGGCGAGGCUGAAGACCCGGGUCUCUUCAAGAUGACCCUCCACAAGCGCGAGAAGGCGAAGGAGGUCGCUGGCCGGUACAUCACGGCAGUACCGCGCUGGCGCUUCCUUGGGUCUGGUGGCGUCCCAGACCUUGCACCCGCGGCCUGGCUGCGGCGAGGGCUCCAGAAGAUCGUCGAGGAGCGGAUCGCCACGGCGAUCGCGCGUGCGAAGGCGUCGGCAUCGCCACUGCCAGCCCGGAGAGCUGGAGACGGGGGCGAUGGUGCCUUCCGCCCGCAGCUGCUUCACGGGGACCGCCAGGAGGGCCAUGAGGUAGAGGAAGGACGAGGAGGAAAAGGCGUGGCUGACGAGCUUGAGGAGCUGAAGAGGGACCAGAUGGAGAACCGGGUGGGCAGGGACGGCGAGGCGGGCUCCUGGGCGAAGGACGACAUGCCGGCAGCGGCCAAGAGCUACUACAUCCGCGUGCUGCGUGUAGCGCACGCGUCCGGAGGACUACGGAGCCUCCGCGAGAUGGCCACUCUGUGCCACAUCUUGGACCACGUCGCCAAGAAGCGGUACAAGGCCGCAGCGGACGUCGCAGGCCAGAGGCUCAAUGCGGUCGAGACUGCGAUCGUGGACGGAAGCUGGGACCGCGCUCAGUUUCUCGAGCUUGUCGAGCAGGAGGACCCUCUCCUGGCGGAGCAAUCGGAGCGGCACAUGUCUUCCCAGGAGCUGGCCUUCAAGCAGCGGAACUACCAGGAGGAGCACUACAUUUACGAGGACGGCCAGGAGUCGGAGGACACCAAGGAGGAGUACCAGGAGAAGGACUACGUCUACGAGGAUGGCCAGGAGACGGAGGAGGUCAAGGAGGGCAAUCAGGAGAAGGACUACGUUCACGAGGACAGCUUGGAGGAGGAGGCAUUCAAGGAGAAGGAUUACUUUUACGGGGACUGCCAGACGAUGGAGGAUAUCGUGGACGAGAAGGACGAGGUCUACGAGUGCGACCACGCGGCGCGGAAACUGAAGGAUGGCGGCUUGGACGUCGACGCCGUGCCCUGCAUGGUCGAGCGGCGCUCUCGCGUCGAGGCCCUCCGGGCUGCCUUCUCCGCCCGCUUCCGGGACGCUUCGGAUUUGGCGAGCUGGCAGACAACGAUGCGCUCGUGCACUGCCUCCUGCACGGCCGUCGCGGACCUCGGGCUGAUCUUCCGGGCAGCGGCCGAGAGCUCCCCCUCGCGUAUCGCUGCGGUCGCAGCUUUGGUCCGUUCCGGCACCCGCGAUUUCGGCGUUGAGCCGGGUGCGCGAGGCCGCGGGCUCUUGCCUAUUUCGCCCGAGGCAGCCGAGGUAAGGUUCAGACGCCUUGCGGCGGAGAAGGGGCUGGAGGAGGCAACCGUCUUUGUGGACUGGGGCGUCGCGAUCGUGCUUGUCUUGAACUUCUUCAACUGUGCAGGGUGGUGCCGGAGGCCAGUGUGCACGCGCGCCGCGUCGGCGUUGAGUGCGGCUCAGGAGAAGACUCUAUCCCAUAUCGGUGAAGGCUUGGCUUAUGUACUGGAAGACAUGGCGAAGCCGUUAUCGAUGCACCAGGUUUCUGAGGAUUUGGUGUCGAGGAAGUCCGAUUACGGGGGCGACGCUGUUUCCAAGAGGAGGGACUUGGAAUGUGAUCUCGUCGUGCCUGUUUGGCCUGCUGCGGAGCAUGCCGGCGUACUCCCGAUCGAAAACUUCGUUUUCGGAGAGGUGCGGGAGGACUUUUUGGAUGUGAAGCGGUGCCUCCUCCCCGCUUCCGAGUGGCCCGAGACCGCCGCCAGGUCAAGGGUCCAUGCAUCUGACGAGGAGUGGUACCGCAUCGUGCAGGUCGGUCUGCAGCGCGGUAUCUUCGAGGCGGUCGCCGAGCAGGACAUACUUCGAGAUGCGCGCGGGGAGCUCGUGCUCAAUGGCGCCAUGGGUGUCGACAAGUGGAAGGUUGUCAAUGGGGUGCGGACCCGCUUCCUUCGGUUCAUCACCAUCCUCGACAUUUGGAUCGAUUCGGAAGAUAUGGAGAGCUGUUUCAACUUGUUCCGCAUGCCGCCGUGUUGGCUGGGCGUGUUCACCUUCGCCAAGCAAGUGCCCCGCAGCGUCGUGGGCGGCCCGGCCACUGAGUUCAUGUACGUGGGUGUACGUACCGUGCCUAUGGAUUGGAUUGGCGCUGUGGAUGUCAUGCAGCCCAUGGCGCGUGCGCUCGUUUUCAAGACGUGCGAAUUCGAUCCGGAGGCCGAGCUCCACAAGGAACGUGCCUUACCCCCUGGGCCAGAAUUUGCGGUGGUGUGCAUGGGCGGGGUUGACCACCUGCGGAAAGCGUCGGCGGUGCUUCGGCGCGCGGGGGGUCCCGGCGAGUCCGCUGGGCAUCAUCGUUUCGUCGAGGCGUGCGCGAACUUGAACCUCCCCCUCAAUGCUGGCAAGAGCGUUGUCGGGUCGGCGCACGGCGCGUUGCUCGGAGGCGAGGUCGACGGCAUUCGCGGUUGGCUGUCGCACUCGCGUGACAAGAGCGGCCUUUUGAUAGCAAAGGCGCUGGCACUGCUAGGCGUGCCAGUCUGGCACGGCGGGGCGCUGCAGCACUGGAUUGGUUGCUUUUGCUGCGGCGCCUCGUUCCGCAGGCCGCUCUUCGCCGUGUUGCAGGACGUGUUUUCCUUCGCUGCGGCCGUGGAGCAUGGGGCGAAAGCUCCCGAGGCGGCGCGCGCCGACGAGGUCCUAGCCGCCGCUAUCUUGGCGCCGCUCAUGUACACAAACCUGCGCGCUCCCAUCCGCGCCGCGAUCAGCUGCAGCGAUGCUUCUGAGGCCGGCGGCGGCGCUGCUGAGGCCACCACUUUCGUGCGCUCCCUCGGGCGCGACUUCGGGUGCGACGCCGAGGCGCUCGUGGCCAGGAGAGCGGAGGAGUCCGCAUGGGCGCGCGAGGACGCGGGCGAGGAGCGCUGCGUGAUGGGCUGCAGGUUGCGAGCCGUCGUGAGCAAGAGCACCCGGGGGGCGUUGGCUGCGCUGCGCUCUAUCGAAGCGCAGCUCCGCAAUGGCAGAGUCGGGUCUUUCAUGCAUCCGGUCGACAGCUUGGUCUGGCACCUCCCCCUCGUGCGGGCGCUCCUGAGCUUUCCGAGGGUCUACCUGGGCUCAGUGCGCGGCGACGCCUCCGUGGACCUCCGCAUCAUGCACUGUUCGCCGGAGCUGCACGCGAGCAUUCGGGCGCGCGGCUUCGACCCGCAGGUGGGCUGGCGCGAGCUGCUGGCAACGGCCGUCCGGGACGACCUUGCCAGAGCAGAGUCGGGUGCGAUCCCGGCGGCGCCCUCUCUGAGGGAGACCUGGGUGCGAUUUGCGCUCUCUUCGAGCACGGCCCGGCUGCGCCGCAUAUCUGGGCUGAGCGAUGCAGCUGCGGCCAUUUCAAAGCAGUUGGCCAGCAUUCAGCAGGGCGACGAGUUGGCGCACCUUCGGAGUUUACUGCGACAGGCCGACUACAAGGGCUCGGACGUGCGACUGGUGACGGGAGAGCUCGUAGAUGGCUGCCGGCAGGAGCUCCCGUAUCCCGCCAUUGCAUGGGAUUGGCGGACAGUGCAAGCUUACCCUUGGCAACAACAUCAUCACAUCAAUGUUCUUGAAGUCGUUGCAUACCUGACCUACUUACGACUUUUGUCUGAAUCGGCUUUGUUUCACGGCGUGCGGUACUUCCACAUAUUCGAUAGCAAAGUGGUAGCUUGCGUGGUUGCGAAAGGCAGGAGCAGCUCUCGGGUCCUCAACCGAGUGUGCAGGAGGCAGCUGGCUCUCACCCUAGCAACCGACACCUACGUGCUUACCCUCUGGACCAUCAGCCAAUGGAACUUCGCUGACGCAGCCAGCCGGCUGCAUCUGGACGCCGAGGCCGCGGAGUACAUCAACCACAUGUACCAAGAGGACGAGCCGCACGGCUAUGCCAUUACCUUCGUGUCGGCGCUGAAGCGGCUGUACCCGAAAUGCCGCAAACGCCUCGACAUUGCCUCCCUAUAUUGUAAAAGCUGGACCAGGACCGUGCACAGAAGGCGGGCCUUGCCGCUGCCUGCCAAUGUCGUCGUUGGAAUGGCAGGUUUGGCUUUCGCCUUCGGGGAGGACCGCGUCGGCAUAUCCUUCCUCAUCGGCUUUCUCGGCCUGUUGCGCACUGGCGAGCUGCUAAGCCUCACGGUGGGGCGGAUCAAGAUUGCCUCCCCUCAUGUGUGCGUUAUUGCACUUCCGGGGUCCAAGGGCUCGCACCAAAAAGGUUUCGACGAGUCCGCCCUUAUCCACGACCCCGUCGCGAUCGCCCUGUUGCGGAAGGUCGUCGAGCAGCUGCCGGCCGACGAGCGUCUCUUCCCGGGCUCGUUUCGCGACUUAGGCAAGGUGAUCCGUCAGUACGCAGUCGACUCCGUCGGUGCGACACCAUAUUGCCUCCGGCGCGGAGGCGCAGCGUGGCAUUUUUCCAAGUGUGCCUCCAUGGACGCCACGCAGGCUUUGGGGAGGUGGGAGCAAGCAUCCACGGCUAAGGGUUACGUCAACCAGGCAGUAUCCGACUUGCCGUCUCGCUGGACGCAGGGCUUCAGUCAGGGGGUCAGGAGUUGCGUGCUGCACACCAUUUGUACGGCGCCCGAGUGCGCUGUCUGGGCUGUGGGCAGAAGCCCUUGCUGCUCCCGCGGCGAGCUCUCGCCCCGCCUCAGCGGGCGGCCGUCUGGCGUCAACGACCUCAGGUCGACGCGUGCCGAGACGGUGGUGCCGCCGUCGCGGGCACCGCCCGAGGCCGGCGCCGCGGGGGCGGCGGGGGCCCCCGCGCAGGGCCCCGGCGCGGGGCCCUCGAAGCGGGCGAGGGCGCCGCCCCCGGCCUCGGAGGGCGCGGGCGCGCCCGCGCCGGCGCCGCCCGCGCCGCGGCGGCGGAAGGCGCCGCCGGACGCGAGCAGGACGGGCGAGCUGUGCCGAGAGGCGCUGCGCUGGCGCUCGACCACCGUGGGCGGCAGGAAAGUGGACGGCCGGCUCCACGAGGGAAACUUCAGGUGGUUCGUCGCUCAGUUGCUUGACAAGUCCGACCGCAUCCACAUCCACUGGGAGGUCGUGUGGCAGAGCGCAGGCAUCCAGGGCCUGCCCGAGGAGGAGCGCCGCUUCGCUGCGGCGGAGCUGGUGCGCACGCUGCACACGCUGACGGCCGUCAUCGGGCCAAACCGCACCGCGUGUGCUGCUGACGCUCUGGGGGACCUGAUCGUGCUUGGCCUGGCCCACGCGGCUGCGGUGGAAGUCUCGCUGCGGGGCUCCGUGAUUGCCGACCUAGACGCCCGGCCAGAGUCGCGCGAGCUGCUGAUCCGUCUGCUCAGCCGCUGCUUCCCGAGGCCGCAGGGCACCUGCCUGGGCGUGCGGUCUCCCAGCUGGGAUUGGCAGCAGUGGUGGUCCUUUGUCACGAGGGUGCUCGUCGGGCCCGCCGCGGCACGGCGUAGGCCCGCGCUCCUCGCCGCGGUGCUCCGCCUGCUGCGGGAGGAGGCCGGGGAGGCUGGCCUUGCCGACGGGGACGGCGCGGACCCCCUGCUGCAGCUGGAGAGGGCCGUGGAGACGGCGAGGGCGGACGCCCGCUUCUGCGGUCCCGGGCCGGCUGGCCCCGAGGUUCGGCCAGACCUGCCGGACGUGGCGCCGCCGCCCCCCGCGGAGCUGCCGGGUCGCGGCACGCUGCCGGGCGCACGCGGGCAGCCGCAGAGCUCGCUCCACCCAGCGCUGCCUCCGAGAGAGACCUGGGACGCGCGGCGCCCGUCGGCAUGGGCCGGGGUGCCGUCCGUGGUGGAUGUGGACAGCCCCUCUCCGCUGCUGCUGUCGGAGUCCUCGGACGACGCUGGGUAG